AUGGAUAUGCACAGUGUGAAGGGGCUCCCUACAGUGCACCGUUGCCGGAGGGUAGAAUAUUUGGAGACUGGGAUUGGUAUCCCCACUAUAUUGGGGGUUCGAACUGCUCCAGCUUCCACUGCGAUAGCGACACUUGGCCAAGUCAUGAACUUUGUGACAGUGCUCACAACAGACAAACUCUUUAGGUGGAUGCCAGUAGAAGUACUCGGUGCCGGAAUGCUAGAGAUCGCCGAAGACAUAAACGAGAAAGACCACGAACGACGCAAAGCCACUAUCGUACACUCUCUCCCUUCGAUUCUUUUCAUUUUGGCUGUUGUUGGCGAAAUCCUCGGCUUGAUCGGCUCCGUCUUUGGCGUUGUGGGAGAUUCAGUGCUAGACCUUCAGAGACUUGUUGAAGACAAACUCAACCUCCUGGGUAAUUUUGGUCUUGUUCUCACACCGCUGGCCUUGACAGAUGUGGUGCGGAUGUCGAAGGGACUGGGCUCUUGCGUUGGUGGGAUCCGUCGCCCCCAGGCGGAGCGUGGUCGCCUGUUCUGCACCACCGCACGUAGGGAAAGCUUGGGCCGUAUAGCCCCAGAUGACGCCACGGAUCAGAGGCAUGCAUUUUCACAGACAUCCCAGCAGGCGUGUACGCACAGCGUCUCCACGCGUACGUCGGCCGGAAGCCUUGCGUCGCGUCAGGUGACCACUGCGGCUCCCGCGGCAUUUUCUCGCCACACUAUCAGCCUCACCGACUUUUCAUGGCUCGUCCCGCGCGCAAGGCCCAUCAAGGCGGCCAAAAGCGUGCGAAGGAGCUUCCUUGCGAAAGGCAUCGGCCUUGUCUGUUUCUUCGAUGGAGGCCACCCGCUCUCAGCCCGUCAUCCAGACAUGCAGCUGCACAACGCAUUCCUCCCAAACUCGCCCACUGCCACUUCGGAUACGCGACUGGAACAAGCUCAACCGGAUCUCGCCAGCGGCUAUCUUCUAAGUCGCGACAAGGGUCGAGCCCCGGUGCCCUCUACUCGACCCAAAGACCAGAUUAGGAUAGGGGUGGUGCGAAGUCCUCGGACUGACCGGCUUCGCUCACUCGAUGUGACAGCUCGCCUGUUCCUGCCCUACUCUACGACUCAACGAAAGACCCACGACUUGGUGUGGAAAGUCAUCGCCCAGGGAGCUCGUCAUGGUACGGUCAUGAACGAGCACCUCCGCGCUCUUCACUAG
Paraphaeosphaeria sporulosa is the source of this 1200-nucleotide messenger RNA. RefSeq lists its product as uncharacterized. The record is from RefSeq and is a predicted model, not a curated record. Lineage: Eukaryota; Fungi; Ascomycota; Dothideomycetes; Pleosporales; Didymosphaeriaceae. The transcript has 6 exons. The coding region runs from base 1 to 1200 and encodes 399 amino acids.